Heterostelium album PN500 is the source of this 2763-nucleotide messenger RNA. RefSeq lists its product as uncharacterized. NCBI's taxonomy places the organism in Eukaryota, Evosea, Eumycetozoa, Acytosteliales, Acytosteliaceae. Gene Ontology annotation, molecular function: protein binding. Bases 1 to 2763 code for a protein of 920 amino acids. The transcript is spliced from 2 exons. The record is from RefSeq and is a predicted model, not a curated record.
AUGUCAGCUUCAGUAGUUAAUAGUACUGCAGGACAAGCAGUAUUGAGAGGUGAUGGUAUCAGAGUGUACGGUAUGGAUGCAGAGUUGGAGUUGAAGGCGCAGUCAAAGCGUGAUCCAGCGUUUGAAAAGGAGUUGUCGCAGUGGAUCGAACAGGCAACCGGCUUGACAAUGGAGUUCCCAAACGAUUUGAUUGAAUCGCUGCGUAGUGGCAUUGUGUUGUGCACUCUCAUCAACGUUCUCAUUCCCGACACCAUCAAGAAGAUCAAUAUGCGACCGAUCGCGCUGAUGCAAGUGGAGAACAUCGGUCUCUACCUCAAGGCGUGUUGGAAGGUUGGAGUGCCGUCGUCCGAUCUGUUCGUAGUGAGUGAUCUCUAUUCGAGAAAAGGUGUGCCUGCAGUCCUGCAGAAUUUGGCAUCGAUUGCGCGACACUCCCACAAUUGCCCGGCGUAUAAGGGACCGACCUUUGGCGCCAAACCAAGUGGCGCCGCGCCCGCCAAGAAAUGGGAUGAAAUCAAAUUCAACGCACCCAUCAUGGUGUCCGACCUCGAGCGACAACAGAAUAUACCGGAGCCAGACAGCGGACUCUGUGGAAACUGUGGAACCAAAAAAGAUUGUUUCAGAUGUGAUCACAAGAGUGCUGGCGGUCCUGCUUCAUCAGCUUCGACAGCAACCACAACAACAACAGUUUCAUCUGUUAAUAAUGAGAAACAAGAUUUACAAAAUAGAUUCGAUAAAUUGAGUGGAUUGUUGAAGGAACAAGAAGAUAAGGUUGUACAGUUGAAUGGAAAGGUAGAUCAACAGAGAAGACAGCAGGAGCAAAAAGAAAAAGAGUUAAAUGAUUUAAUUGAAAAUCAAAAGAUUCAGUUGGAUCAAAAGCAAAGACAAAUUCUUACGAUGGAGGCACAAAAGACAUUGAAUACUACUGCUACACCACCGACUGCUACCACACCACCAGCAUCGAAAACACCAAACUUUAUUGCGUCACCACCACUAAACUCUGUUAGCAAACCAAGAAACAGUGGUCAUUUCAACCAACCUCUAUCGUUACCAUCGACAUCGAGCAAGCCAUCUCCAAACUGCUCGAAAUGCAACUUCCAAAAUGCUAGCACCUCUAAAUAUUGUAUUUCAUGUGGAUUUGAGCUGGCUAAACAAGUUGUACAACAACAACCAACACCUGUUGUUGUUGUUCAACAACCAACAACAACAGUGCAACCACCAAUUGGAUCAACUAAUAUCAGUACCAAUCCAGAGUAUCGUAGCUUGUUGAAAGACAAAGAGGAUUUAUCCGAGAAAGUCAAGUCAAUGUUGUCAUCCAUUAAGCAACAGGACGAUACUAUUGUGCGUUUGAAUCGUUCACUCAAUGAGGAGAGACAACAACACGAAAUGAGACUACGUGAACAAAAACAACAACUCGAACAACAACAACGACAACUACUCGACCAAAAGGAAAAGGAAUUCAAAUCGAAAUUCGCAAGCAAUCCAGUACAAAAUCAACAACCACCACGUUCGGUCUCGCCCACCAACAUCAAUACAACACCAACCGUUUCAGCCGGAUUAACAACCAAUUCCAACAGAUUCACUGUUCAAAUGAACACUGGACUGAGAUCUACUCAAGUCGGACCAGGAACCUAUAGAGAACGUUCCGACUCCAAUCCCAACUCUACAUCACCAACAAUACAAUCAACUAAAGUUGGUACAACUAUUUGGCCACCAAUUAACAUCAAUAACAAUAAUAAUAAUAAUAGUAAUAAUGUUAAUACCAAUAAUAAUAAUAAUCAACAACAAUCUUCUCGUAAGGAUCAAAUGGAGAUUGAAAGAUUGUUGCAGUUGGUAGAUCAGUUGGAGAAGAAGCUGGUUGAAGAAUCUGCUCGUUCCAAAGUCAAAGAUUCUACAAUUAAGCUGCUCGAAGACAAAGUAUCGACACUCCAAUCGAGACCAAGAAAGCAAACUGCACCGAGCAGUGCUGCUGCUCACCAGAAUCAUAUUGUCGUUGGAAGAAAGAGAUUCAAUACACUCACACCAGACACUCUCGACAAUCGUUUGGUCGAAGACACCUUCAAGUGUCUCUCCAACAUUCUCUUCUCGAAACCGAUCGAGUUCCACGAGGUUUCGUCAUUGAAUGCACUGUUCAAGACUGAACCAGGUAGACGUAGAUUCACUCAGAUGCUAAGAAUGACAUUGAAACAGGUGCCAAACAUCGUGCUCUCUGAGAACUCCUUUGAGUUCCUCUUGUAUCUCAUUAACACUACACUCCAAGAGAUGGACUUUAGUAAGGAGCACGACUUGAUUACAGCCAAGGUCAUAUUGAAUGCAUCGUCAUCGCUCUACCGUCUCACUCAGAACAACCAGCAAGAGUACAUCAAGGACUACAUCCGUAGCUCGCCCGUGUGGAAGAGCAUCAAGUUCUGGGAAGAUUACUUCUGGACUGAGUUGGCCAAGCGUCAUCGUAAGAGAUUCGAAAGUUCAAUUGAGGGUGUCGACAAGGAGAUCGUGUCGAAUCUACUCAGCUAUUUUGGUGUCAAUAUGAUUCAUUUCUCAUUGCCCAAUCAAGAGAUUCACAACUUCCUCGUAGAUAUGGCUCAAUCCAACGGACUCACUACCAAGGAAGUCAACUUGGUAUUGGAUUUCCUCAAAUCAAAUCCAAAGAAAUCCAAUGACACCACACCAUCAUCCACCUCCACCAGAGGAACAGGAGCUGACCACGUACUCUCUCCAACCAAUAAAAAAGAAAAGAAAUCCUUAUCUUUUCUUGGAAGGAAGUAA